GUGAAUUGUCAUGAAAUGGUAUUUAAUGCUAUGUUAUUUGAAACAAAUAUUAACAGCAAUCCCAAAAAAAUUAUCGAUAUUAAAACAAACGAUAAUCAAAUACAAAAUCAGCAUUCGAAUAAAAAUUCAACCGAUAUUUCUUCCAUAAAUAAAAAAGACCUCUAUUCAUAUCCAAUAAAUCAAAAUAGAAAUAAAAAUAACAUAGAUAAGAAAUCCUUUAAUUCAUCAUUCAUACCGGCUAACCAACAACCACCAUCCGGGGGGGCGGUAAGUGGUUAUUUUGGCUUAGGCAUACCGAAAUCCCCAUCAUUUCAUAGUGGAUUAGAUCUAUUGGCCGAUGAUGAUGAUGAUAGGUCGGAUCUAAUGCAAGCCACAACUGAGUCGUCGACAACAAGUGGUGCUGCUGUUGGUGUUAUCGGUUGUAAAUUCAAAUUCACAAAUAUUGAAGAAAUCAAAGCAAAAUUAUCAAAUAGUUCCUCCUCUCCCAAAAGUGUUGUUACGAAAUUCUACAAUAAAAUGCCAACAUUGCAUGUUCAUGAUAAUAACAGUAGUAGUUCAGCAUUGAAAUCAUCAUCAACAUCAACAUCAUCGACUUCUUCUUCUCAUCAAUCAUCAUCUGCAUCAAUAUCACAAGUGUCAGCAUCUUCCGCAGUUAUUCACAGUGCAUCGGGUGGCAACAUUGUGCAGAACAAUACAAAUUCAUCGAUGGCCUCCUCGGCAUCCUCAUCAUCUGGCAGUGGUGCAACAUCAGCAACUACAAAUUCCAUAUCGUCUACAACUUCAUCAAUUGUUUCAACAUUGGCUCAACAUUUUAAUGCGGCCACAUCAGCUACACAACUAUUAACAACAGCAUCAUCGACACUUGGUGCAAAUAACAAGAGUCCCGUAAGUGCUGCUACUGCAAUUAAAAAUAUAUUAAACGCCACCAAAAAUGUGGGAAAUUCCGCUGGGGCCACACCUUCGAACAGUGUUGUCAAUAACACCACUCCCGCCACUCAAACUUCAUCGUCUCCCUCAUCGACAUCUUCACCAUCAGCAGCAACAACAACACCGGCAGCGACAUCAUCAUCUCCAUCUUCAUCAUCAAACAGUUCUUCGAGUAAUAAUAGCUCAGUAACCCAAUCAAUUGUCAGCGGCAUAAGUAUAUCAUUGGGAAUUGGCAGUAAUUCAUCCUCAAAUAAUUGUAAUAAAUCCAUAACGCGCAAUAAUGGACAUCCCACAUCACUUGUUACACCCCCAACAUCUGCUACCACUACUUCUUCUACUACGCCAGCAAAAUCACCCCAACAAAGUCCACCACAAGGACAUCAACAAGCAAAUGGCAUUACGGACGAUGGCAACAACGGCAAUGACGACGAUCUUACGCCAACCAAUAAUAACGGAUCAUUAGCCACACAAACCUUACAGCAAAUUUCCGGUAGCCCGGGUAGAGCUAGAGACCGCAAUGUAUUUCAUUCACCAAACUCAUCAUCUGCCGCAGUACAGUUACCAUUACUACGAGAAACUCCCGCCAAUGAACGCGAGGAACUUUUUAUACAAAAACUAAGACAAUGCUGUACACUGUUCGAUUUUUCCGAACCUUUAAGCGACCUAAAAUGGAAGGAGGUUAAACGUGCGGCCCUUCAUGAAAUGGUGGAUUUUUUAUCCAAUCAAAAUAAUGUCAUUACCGAGGCCAUUUAUCCGGAAGCAAUCAAUAUGUUUGCUGUAAAUUUAUUUCGCACUUUGCCGCCUUCAUCUAAUCCCAAUGGUGCCGAAUUUGAUCCCGAAGAAGAUGAACCAACCUUAGAGUCGUCAUGGCCGCAUCUGCAAUUUGUUUAUGAGUUAUUUUUGAGAUUUUUGGAAUCACCAGAUUUUCAACCUAAUAUUGCUAGACGUUUCAUCGAUCAUCAAUUCGUUUUGCAAUUGUUGGAUUUGUUUGACUCUGAAGAUCCACGAGAACGUGAUUUCCUUAAGACUGUUUUACAUCGUAUUUACGGAAAAUUUUUAGGUUUGAGAGCAUUUAUACGCAAACAAAUCAACAAUGUUUUCUAUAGGUUUAUCUAUGAAACUGAGCAUCAUAAUGGGAUAGCUGAACUAUUAGAAAUUUUGGGCAGUAUAAUCAAUGGAUUUGCUUUACCUCUCAAAGAGGAACACAAACAAUUUUUGCUCAAAGUUCUACUACCAUUGCAUAAGGCAAAAAGCCUCUCAGUGUAUCAUCCACAAUUAACCUAUUGUGUAGUACAGUUUUUGGAAAAAGAUCCCAGUUUAGCGGAACCAGUUAUAAAAAGCCUUUUGAAAUUUUGGCCUAAAACUCAUAGCCCCAAAGAAGUUAUGUUUUUGAAUGAACUGGAGGAGCUGCUUGAUGUUAUAGAACCAGCUGAAUUCCAAAAAGUAAUGGUACCACUAUUCCGUCAAAUUGCCAAAUGUGUCUCUUCGCCUCACUUUCAAGUGGCCGAACGGGCGCUUUACUAUUGGAACAACGAGUAUAUAAUGUCCUUAAUAUCAGACAACUCUCAAGUGAUUUUGCCAAUAAUGUUUCCUGCCUUGAAUCGCAAUUCGAAAACGCACUGGAACAAAACGAUACAUGGACUAAUUUAUAAUGCUUUGAAGCUGUUCAUGGAAAUGAAUCAACGUUUAUUUGACGAAUGUAGCAAAAAUUACCGACAGGAGAAGCAAAUGGAACGUGAAAAGUUGUCACAACGUGAGGGUCUUUGGCAACAAGUUGAAACUAUGGCUAAAAGUAAUCCCGAUUGGACCAAGAUAUGUGGUCAAAUGGACAGUUUAAGUAUUUCAAGUAGUCAAAAUGAAUUCGAUCAAGAUAAUGAUAACCUAGACCUAACCUAUAAGUUGGAUUACGAUGAUAGUCAGCAGCAACCGCAGCCAACACAGAACCAUACUAUAGUACAGGAAAAUCGUGAGAAAUCGCCACGUAAUAUGGAUAAACCAUUGCUUAGACGAAAAUCAGAUUUGCCCGCUGAUAGCGGAACUGUUCAUGCACUUAUUGAGCACAAAAGGCCAGAUGAAUAUUUAAAAACUCCUCCAGAUGGAAAUGCCUGUUAAAUUAUAUCAAAAAAAAAUUAAAUUAUGCAUGUCUAAAACAUGAUCAACAACUAGACAAGACGAGGGCUGCAUUGAGACAUGAAAAUGUUUCAAUUUACACCAAAUACAAAAUAAGAAAACAAAAACAUUUUUAGCAGCAGCACAACGCAGGCGUUAAAAGAAGACACACAAGACAAGUUGUAUAAUUAAGCCAAAACAACCAUAUAAAAAGCAGCAAUAUAUAAAUAUAAAAAAAAAACUUUUGUAUAAGCCAUGCACUUUUAACACAAAAAUACACAGAAAAAAACACAGUUUGCUUUAAUCAUGAAAUUACAAAGAUCUUCAAACCUCUUUUAGUCGAGACUGCGUAUUACCAAUUGUUAUCAUAGACAAAUGAAUGUUAACCUAGGGCUCCUACUUCAGCAUAAUUAUUUAUAAAAGUUUUAGGUUGAUAAAGCCUUUGUUAAUUGCGCCAUCAUAUAUGAACGUCUGCUCAAUUGAUGUUUUCCCCCCAUAUAUUAGAGCUUUUUGGAAAAGUUUCUAAAGGGUCCCUACAUUUUUUUGUCCAUGAUAUUUUUUUCAAUUAAUAAUAAAAUUAUUAUUUUUUAAUUAAAGAAAUAUACUUUACCUUGGAACGUAUUAGGUAAAUUUCAACAGUUUUUUGAAAAUUAAAAAUAUACCUAAUUUCCAAGCAAAUUGACAUGGUUUUUUUUCUUAAUUUCUUUUUUUAAACUCCUAUAUUUCUAAACAUUUUUUUCAUUUGAAUUACAUUUUUUUCAUUAACAAAAUUGUUUUUAAUUAGUUUUUCAACUUUAAAGAAUUGUCCAAUUGAAAAUCUAUUUGUAAGAGGUUUUUUUCUGUGUAUGUGUAUACACUUAAAUAAGUUUUGUUUUGAAUUAUAUCCAUUUAUCUAGUUUAUGUAUACCUUAUAAAACAAUAAUAUGCACGUGUUGCUAAAGAAAGCUUAAAUAUACAGCCCAUCUUUAGCUUUUAUCAAUAUACCAGUUCUAAAACGAUUUUAUUAUAUAUUUCUCAUAAUUUUUUACUAAGUACAGUGGUUAAGAAUUGAAGUUCAUUGUAAAAAAUUUCAUAACUUCCGUUCGGUUGGUAAUGUUUUAGCGCAGAGAAAUCGCUGAACUUACAGAGCAUAGGUGGGUAAUACUAUAUAGAAAAUAGGUACCAAGAGGAUGUAUACAAUGCUACAUUGUGUGAAGAUGAGAGGGACUUUGGUAGAUGCGGUAGAUGUCUAAACAAACAAUUUGAUAGCCCACACUGGAAAACAAAAGGUUUGAAAGAAUGAAGAUAAUCCAGGCGGGUUAUAGACAAAGAAGAUGUGCUAUAGUUUUUGGAGCCACAGGGCCUUGGGCAACCGCACCCUUUAGCUUUAGCCCUACAAAUACGGGUACUGGGCCCAAUUCUCUUUCUAUGAAAACAUGAAAUGAAAAAAUAUUCUCCUUUUCAUAAGAAAACAUUCUGACAAAAUGUCUUCGUUUUUGCAUUUAAGCCUAGUAUUGACUUUGAUUUUUCGCUCGAAAAGCUGUCAAAACACAUCAUAAAAAAAAUGGUGACGAAGAAAAUACGAACACAUUCCGCAGAAGUGAUGCUGAGUUCAUUGAGCAGUAUACAAGCGACAUAUCGCUGCGCAGAUACAAAUUUCGCUUCAAUUAUAUCAAAUGUAAUUAAAUGCCCACGAAUUGGGUCCAAGAAACUCUGUUUCAUCAUAGUUGCUCUUGUUGUGUGGCUUUGUUGGAUUUUUGUUUGUGUAAUGUCGUCCAAUAGAAUGGAGCACAUUUCACCAGUUUUCGUGUGAAUGAAGUUAGUACUAGGCUUUACUCAAAACAAGAAACAGAUAUGCUAUGAAAUCGUUAAAAAAAUACUCAUUUUGUGUUUUCAUAGAAAGAGAAGUGGGCCCCUGAUAAAGGGUGGGGCACAAUAAGUGAUUCCGUAGAAAAUACCCAUUCCAUUGGUGAAACCAUUCCAUUCCAUUGGUGAAACCAUUCCAUUCCAUUGGUGAAACAUUUCUAAUCAUCUGGUUUUCAUCACACCACGUUGCCUGGGACCCAGCACACCUUGACAAGAUGGGAUUAUAUCUCCGGCACUGUUUAACCUCUACCGCUCUCGUAUUUCACAUCCUCCAAACGGCAUUUAAAUCGUAUCGUAUGCCGACUAUUGCACGAUCAUGGCUUCGGGCUUCAUCUUUGAUGACAUCAGGGUGAGGUUUAACCACGAUCUUAUUGAUCUUGAAGAUAUUCGCCACCAAAUUUUUAGCCACACUGUUCAUUCGAUCAGAGUUGAAUGUGACCUCAUUCCAUAAGGAGUUGAAUGUGACAGUCGAAGGCGUUAGAAUUCCGACCAGCAAAUGCCUCAAAAUACUGGAUAUCACAUUUGACAGUCUUUAUAAAUCUUCCGCAAAUGCCACUUCAAUUUGUGACAAGCAAUUUGCCGGUCAAUGCAGCGACGAUGUGGACUCACCAUCUUGGCGACAAGCAGUAAAAUAACAUUCAGAUCUGUCAGAAUGCCGCUGACGCUAAAUACUGCGACGGAGUGUCUUCUCAGUUCUUAUGUGGACCACUCCCAACAGAAGACUAAGAUUCUUUCACAUGGCAUAUCUACACGCUGCCUAAGUAGUAUCUAAUUGGUUGCUAUCGCAGAGACCAUCCAAAUCACCAUCUAAUCACAGGCUAAGCUUCAAAGGUCAGAGACAUGGUUGGAUCUCUGACCACGCUUUGUUGUUGUUGUCGUAAUCACAUUUGUAUGUGGAGCUGACGAUCCUCUUUCAGUUCCAUAUACUUGGUUAACGUUAUAACCAUUGAUUAUUUAAAGCAAGAAUAACUCCCUUGUCAAAGUAUCAUAGGCACUCAAGAGUCGGUGCCGCGCGGUCUCUUACUAAGAUUCUUCACUCGAUAUCGUUGAUUAUACGCAACUGCAAUUGUAGAAUCUCCGGGAACACCACACAAAUCGGAGCUCAUAGUUCCGAGCCAUGGUAGCUGUUUACAGUUUCCAAGUAAACGGUAUCACUAUCGAUAGUUUCAUUUUUGAGUUAGUAUCGUUAGUUUUCAACAACAAUAUUUUUUUUUUAAUUUUCCCUUUUUUGAUAAUAAU
Molecule: messenger RNA, 6120 nt
Organism: Stomoxys calcitrans (stable fly)
Lineage: Eukaryota; Metazoa; Arthropoda; Insecta; Diptera; Muscidae
Gene: wrd
Product: serine/threonine-protein phosphatase 2A 56 kDa regulatory subunit gamma isoform
Exons: 8
Coding region: 16-3039 (1007 amino acids)
Biological process (GO): signal transduction; protein dephosphorylation
Cellular component (GO): cytosol; protein phosphatase type 2A complex; nucleus
Molecular function (GO): protein phosphatase activator activity
Source: RefSeq, a predicted model, not a curated record